Diachasmimorpha longicaudata is the source of this 8198-nucleotide messenger RNA. RefSeq names its product myotubularin-related protein 13 (gene Sbf). Gene Ontology annotation, molecular function: guanyl-nucleotide exchange factor activity. NCBI's taxonomy places the organism in Eukaryota, Metazoa, Arthropoda, Insecta, Hymenoptera, Braconidae. The transcript has 6 exons. The record is from RefSeq and is a predicted model, not a curated record. Bases 731 to 6952 code for a protein of 2073 amino acids. Gene Ontology annotation, cellular component: cytoplasm; membrane.
CACGCACACAUCCGCGUUCAGAAAAAAGUUUUAUCAAUGCCUGGCAUAUUUAUGUGACUCUACACAAAACAGGCUGUGUCAAUACUUAAAGCUCCUCUCUACCCUCUAGUCCCCAUGAUAUUCACCCUCUGAGUCCACCAAUUCGAGGUAACAAAAAUAAAUUAGUGCAUUUUUUUUUCACAGACACAUUGUACUUGUUUCUCUCGCGGUCCAUGUUACAAUUUCGUGUGGAUAUUCAAUGUGGCGCCUUGCUUUGCAAGGUUAUAGAUUAACGUUUUGGGGUGUGGCAUUGUAAUUCAAUCAAAAUAAAUUAUAUACCAAGUUUAUUCAUGUUUACAAUGCACCCGGGAUUGACAAUUGAACGCGUGAUUAUCAGUGAUUUUUAUUUACAAGUGAUUCCGUGUUCCCUGUUCCGUGAUUGUGUGAACCAUUCAUCCGUGGCCUCGAGCAUUAACAGCUGAGAAAAGUGGUUAUGAAGUGAAAUCAUCAUUCCUCUAAAUUGUAAAUCAGUUGUCAACAGUUUUAAGGAAUUUAUAGAUGAAUAAAUUCAGAGGAAAACAUGUAAUAUUGACAGUUAGGAAGUGUACAGCGUCGGUGGUCAUUCCAGUGACAUCUGAGUGAUUGCAGCAGCCAGUGGAUUUGUUGUUUUUUUCGCCAUUCGGGUCCCUCCGAGGACCAGCAACACGUAUUUGAGGUUUCAUGAUAACCAGAGCCUGUAGACCCCAGUGGGAUGUUGAACGCCAUCACUCCCACAUCCCAGCAAGACCCAACCGAGAUGUCUCGGUUGGCAGAUUACUUCGUGGUCGUUGGUUACGACCACGAUAAAGAGCGAGGUGGCAUAAGCAACGGAACCGUAGUCCAAAGGUUCCCCGAAAAAGAUUGGUCCGAUACACCGUUUAUCGAGGGCAUCGAGUGGUUCUGUCAACCGCAAGGAUGGGCCCUGUCCACAGAGCGGCAAGAGCCCAGAUUUUUCGUCUCCAUCCUAACCGACAUAGACGCCAAUCGUCACUACUGUGCGUGCAUGUGCUUCAACGAGACAGUCUCAAUUCUUCCAAGUAAGCCGGUCGACGAAGAGGAGGAACCGGUGGACGGUAACAGCCGAGCGCUAGUCCGAACGCUCCCCACAAUCGCUCACCACAGCAUCAUGUAUGCCCCCAAGUGUCUCGUCCUGGUUUCGAGAUUAGACUACAUCGAGACCUUCAGAAACUGUCUGGGAAUCAUCUACACCGUUUACGUGGAGAAUCUAGGGAUACCUCUGGAGACUCUCGUUGGGAAUAUCCUCGGAUGCAUUCAGGUGCCCCCAGCGGGUGGUCCACAAGUUCGCUUUAGCAUUGGUGCAGGUGACAGACAGGCCCUGCAGCCGCCAAUCAGCCCGUCCCUCCCGAUUACCCACACCACUGUCAAUUUACUCUUCCAGCAACUGGGAAUUCGCAACGUCCUGGUCCUCUUCUGCGCAGUAAUGACGGAACACAAAAUUCUCUUUCACUCAGCGAGCUACUCCCGCCUCACCGAAGGCUGCCGAGCACUCACCGCCCUAAUGUAUCCCUUUCGCUACACCCACGUCUACAUUCCACUCUUGCCAGCAGCCCUCGUUGAAAUCCUGAGCACCCCGACCCCUUUCAUAAUGGGUGUCCACAGCUCCCUGAAACAAGAGGUCUCAGAACUCAUGGACGUGAUCGUAGCCGAUCUCGAUGGUGGCUCAAUAACCGUUCCCGACGGAGUUUCCCUGGCUCUCCUUCCUGAACCCAUUCUCUCACAAACCCAGGAUCACCUCUCCCUAGUCCUCCAACCGGAGCUCUCCUGCGCUGAUUACGCCUUCCCUCCUUUAGCCACCCGAGCCCCUCAUCCCCCAAUGCUCGAUAAAGAACUACGCGCGGUCUUCAUGCGGACAUUCGCCCAGUUAUUGCAAGGCUAUCGAAGCUGUCUGACACUGAUUCGGAUUCACCCUAGACCAGUCAUAACCUUCCACAAAGCAGCCUUCCUGGGGGAACGUGGAUUAACCGAUUGUGAUUUCACAAUUCGCGUCCUCGACUGCAUGUUCUUCACGUCUUUCGUCGCUGAGAGAGGCCCACCCUGGCGGCCCUGCGACGUCUGGGAUGAAUUGUACUCUAAUAUAAGCGAUCAGCUCAAGCAAGAAACUCAAGAUCACCGACUGAUUCUGUCUCACAUUCAAGAGCUAGCUCAACAAUUAUACACUAAUGAGAAUCCUAAUCCCCAGCCAUACGUUCAGAAGAUACUGAAACCGCCGGACGGUGCGUUUGCAAGAAUACAUCAGCCUCAAUUACCAAUUAUCAAUCCUGAACAGGUUCAGGCGAUCAUUGACGAAGGUUUGGCUAAGAAUAAUCUUAAAGUUCGGUUGACUGGGCUCCGGCAAAUUCAACCAAGAAUAGUGCCAUCUGGUCCCCACAUAUCCAUUGUACAUGACACUCGAAAUUUAGUCAGUAAUUCAGCGCGUAGGUUAGAGGUCCUCAGGAGUUGUGUUAAUUGUAUAUUUGAGAAUAAGAUAUCGGAUGCGAGAAAAACAUUUCCAGCUGUCCUGAGGGCACUUAAGAGUAAAGCUGCGAGAUUAGCCUUGUGUAUGGAGUUCUCACAGCAUGUUGUGGGUAACAAAGCUAUGCUUGAGCAUCAACAGUUUGACCUUGUGGUUAGAUUGAUGAAUUGUGCACUCCAGGAUGACUCUUCCAUGGAUGAGCAUGGAGUUGCUGCAGCACUUCUGCCACUGGCGACAGCUUUUUGCAGGAAAUUAUGCACCGGAGUGAUUCAGUUCGCUUACACUUGUAUACAGGAACACGCUGUCUGGCAGAAUCAGCAGUUUUGGGAAGAUGCUUUCUAUCAGGAUGUACAGAAAGACAUCAAGAGGCUUUAUCUGCCUGGUGAUAAUCUCAAGUUCAUAAAUGAUGGGAUUGUCAGUCCCAUCAGUCCUCGGGAUGGCAAGGAAAAAGAGUUUCCGUUUAAUGACAGGAGAUCCAUUUAUAGGAGUCAGGAACCAUCGGCGCUAGAAAUCGCUGCGGAACAGAUGAGGGUGUGGAUGGGAAUCGAUACUGACAAACAGCAGGAACUUAUCACUAGCGAGGAGAGCACUUUGUACAGUCAAGCUAUUCAUUAUGCUAAUAGGAUGGUCUAUCUACUCGUGCCACUGGAUAUUGGAGCCAAGGCCCACAGACAAGAUCAUGUCUAUGAUGAUGAGAGGGCGAGUAACAGUAUCACUAAUAGCGAUGUUUUUGUUCCGCGGAACAGCGUGGCGAGCGACAGUGGUGAUGCUGAAUCAGGUUUCGAAGAGAUAGAUCCUGGAGAGACUGGUAGUGCAGUUAUCAGGAUGGUUUCGCGAUUUGUGGAUAGGGUAUGUACUGAGGGUGGAGUGAGUACGGAACAUGUCAGGUGUCUUCAUCAGAUGGUACCCGGGGUUGUGCAUAUGCAUAUUGAGACACUCGAGGCGGUGCACAGGGAGAGCAAAACACUGCCGCCGAUACAAAAGCCCAAGAUUCUCACACCGAACAUGCUCCCCGGCGAGGAAGUGAUAAUGGAUGGCCUGCGUGUGUACCUCCUCCCAGACGGUCGAGAGGAAACCAUCGGAGGUCUUGCCAGAACUCCCCCGUUGCUCCCAGCCGAGGGUGCUAUUUUCCUGACAAACUACCGCAUAGUCUUCAAAGGCAUUCCCUGCGAUCCCUUGGCGUGCGAACAAAUGGUCGUCCGAGCAUUCCCCGUCACCUCUCUAACUAAGGAGAAACGGGUCUCGGUUCAGAAUCUGGCGCAUCUGGACCAGUGCAUGCAGGAGGGUCUUCAGCUACGCUCCUGCACCUUCCAGCUGAUAAAACUUGCAUUCGACGAGGAAGUCACCCCUGAGAACAUCGACACCCUUCGAAAGUUGAUUCACAAGGCUCGCUAUCCUCCACACAUCUUCCACCACUUUGCGUUCAACGGUCAGAUGUUCGUUACGCCAACCGCCCACAACAAAGGAAAAGAGAAGAACGCGACUCUAAAGGGCUUCGCCAAGAAGACCCUCCUAAAAACAGCGAGAAAAGCUGGAUUCAAACCGAAGCAAUCGUCAAAACGCCAGAAAUACGUUCUUCCGAACAUGAAUAUGAACUUGAAGAUCAAUGUGACGAACCCCAAUAACAAGUACCUGACGUCACCAGGCAGAAUGAGUCUUCCAGUAACUAACGAUAACAAUGAUCUGAGUCAUGAUGACGAUUUGAGUAUAGAUGAAUUCGAGAUAUCUAACAUUGCCUGUCAACCACCGACUGAUGCUAAGACAUUGGAACGUUUGUCAGAACGGAGUUACGUCAGAGACUGGUACAGAUUGGGAUUGUGUCCCAACGGUAUUGAGUACGAUAAACGAAGGAAUGAGCCUUUCAGACUAACCUCGGUCAACUGUGCAUACAUGAUCUGCAGAAGCUAUCCAGCUUUGUUAGUGGUUCCAACGGCUGUCAGUGACGAGAGCAUCAGGAGGUUCUGCAGACUGUACAGACAUAGCAGACUACCUGUGAUCACGUGGAAGCACCCGAGGACAAAGGCUCUGCUGAUCAGGGGCGCUGGUUGUCACGGGAAGGGAGUUAUGGGAAUGCUGAAGGCACAUCCGUCCUCAGGAAGUAAUCUCAAAACAACUUCUUCUGAGUCCACUUCCACUUUGGAACAAGAGAAGUAUCUGAUGUCUCUGGUAUCCUCUACUCCCCUGUCGGUCUUGAGACAGGGCUCAACCGCCUGGGGGAUGUCGGACAGUUCCUUGAGCAUUGACUCGUUACUGUUGACUGCUGACGAACGAAAUUGCAGUGGUACUCCGGAACAAUCUAGGAGAAGUAUGUUCAAUAAGAAUACUGUAGCUGGAACUUUGGGGUCGUCUGCUGGAAAGGGCGGGAAAAAUUUUGGUAGGUGGGGAUCACUGAAGGAUAAACGCCAUAAUGCCUCCCAGGCAUCUUUAACGUCGGUGAAUCAACGGGGAACUGUGAGGCAUUCGGCGGAUUCGGACAGUGGGACUGAGUGUGUUCAUACAUUUCAAAGAGCUGCGCUUUACAUUCUGGGGGAGAAAGCGAACAUGAGGGGCGUUAUGAAAGCCGAAUCAUCAGCUCCAAAAACGGACUUCAUCCCAGUUGACUACUUCGAUAUAAGGCACACAAAAGCUUCAUUCAAGAAGCUAAUGCGCGCUUGUAUGCCAAGUUCGCAAAGUAUUGAGCCAGACCAAAGUUUUUACAAACUCAUCGAGAGCUCCGAAUGGUUGCAACAGCUGCAAAAUUUAAUGCAACUCUCGGGUGCUGUAAUUGAUCUGAUGGACGUGCAAGGCUCAUCAGUAGCUGUAUGCCUUGAAGACGGUUGGGACGCAACGACCACCGUUUGCUCCGUGGCUCAAGUAUGCUUAGACCCCCAUUACCGAACUAUCGAUGGAUUUCGAACACUAAUCGAGAAAGAGUGGCUGGGCUUUGGCUAUCGUUUUGGCCACAGAAGCAAUCUAUCCUCAAACUCUCAAGUCACCAAUUUCACUCCAACGUUCCUCCAAUUUCUGGACAUAAUUCACCAAAUUCAGAAGCAAUUUCCAAUGGCCUUUGAGUUCAACGAUUACUACCUCCGCUUUCUGGCGUAUCACUCCGUCUCUUGUAGAUUCCGAACGUUCCUUUUGGACUGUGAAUUCGACAGAGCUGAAUGUGGUAUAACAGCUAUCGAGGAUAAGCGGGGAUCCUUGACGAGCUAUCACAAGGGCGUUGACACGGGCAGUGACGAUGAGAUCGUCUACCCCGGGGGUCGUCUAGCUACAAGCACCAAUAACGGCUCUAAUCUAGGCCAGAGUAUAUUCGAUUACAUCGAAAAACAACACACCAGAUCAGCCCUAUUCUAUAAUUUCCUAUACACUCCGAAUUCGGAGCAUCCGGUGCUCAGGCCGGUAUCGCACCUUCCUAGUCUCGAUAUUUGGCAGUAUUACCUCGAGGAGGAGCUUGCUCAUGGCCCUCCUUAUGAUCUCGAAGUCCUGCAGCAGGAUUCACAACAGGAGGAGGAGGCCGAGGCUGCCGAUGGCAUUAUCGAGAAGAGCAACAGGAAAAUCGUCACUCAGGGCCAUGACUCUGUGCAGGGACUGGUACCGGAUCAAUUCUCUCAUCUACUCGAGGAGAUUCACAAGUUGGAGACUGAAUUAGGGCAUUUGCCACAGAAAUGGAGAGUCUUGUGGGACAAAUUGGAGCUGCCUAAUACCGAUUCAUUGGCGAGAAAUGGAAGCUUCAGCACUGCACUCGUUAGGUAUCAUGGACGAUUGAUCCACAAGAGGUCGACCCUGGAGUUGAUACUCAGGGGCAAAAUGGCCGGUGGUGGUGGCAGUGGGAAUAAUAAUAAUGAAGCUAGUGUAUACGCCCAUCCUCACAGGUUUGAGAGACUUGAUACAGCGACACCGACUCAUUGCGAUGCCUGCUCUGGUGUCCUCUGGGGACCGGUCAAAGCUGGCCUGAGGUGUGUCGAUUGUGGGCAUGUUUGUCAUGACAAGUGUGCAGAUGCUGUACCCAAGAACUGUACCAAGUACAAGGCGGUUACCAAUAAUGUACAGUCGCACACCCUCACUAGGUCUGGUGGAGAUAAUGGGAGUGUCAAUUCUGGAAGCACUAUGCAGACUUCGUCGCAGCAGUAUUAUGAACAAUUCUCCAGCAAUGUUGCUGAGAACAGGACACACGAGGGUUAUCUUUAUAAGAGAGGGGCAUUGCUGAAGGGCUGGAAGCAGAGGUGGUUUGUGCUGGAUUCGAUUAAGCAUGAGCUCAGGUAUUACGAUGCCAUGGAGGACUCACAUUGCAAGGGGUAUAUAGAUUUGGCUGAAGUCAUGUCAGUGACACCAGCAUCUCCUACACCGGGACCACCAAAGAAAACUGACGAUAAAUCAUUUUUUGAUCUCCGCACAAAUAGACGAACAUACAAUUUCUGUGCAAGUGAUGCAGCCAUAGCUCAGGAGUGGAUUGAAAAGGUACAAGCGUGUCUGCAGUAGUCUGAUAACAAUAAAUCUGAUCUGUAUCGAGUGAAAUACUCACUUAAGAUUAUAAAAGCUAUGGAUUAUGUAUUGAGCGUCACCAAAGCUCGUUAAGCUCGCGCAAGUGACUGAUAGGAUAAUUAAAAUGAUUACUAGGAAAUGAGAAACUAAAAAUAAACUGAUGAUCUAGAGAAAGCGAGACAAUGCAUUAAUUUUGUUACAUAAUUUUUGUAUAGCUUCGUUAAUUUCCGACUAUAUGAUAAAUUCAUACAUAAAACGAAAUCGUACAUGAACGUUAAUGCUAUAAGAACUAUUGUUUGUAUAUCUUAUCACCACUGAAAAUGUGUUUAAUACAGUUAUUUAUUUAAUUCAUUGAAUUUAUUAUAAAGUAGGGAGAUGAAUGUCAACGCUUAGUGUUUUUACGAGAGCCAGGCUUAUAUUAUUAUUCCACUAUUUGUGUUAUAGCAAUGUUAACGUCUGUCAGAUAAUUAUGAACAUUAAAUUUAAAUAACAUAAGGGGAUUAUCGACCGUAAGACGGAAGUCGUUAAUUUUUUUAAAGAUUAAUAAACUCCUGUAUUUUUUUUAUUAUUAUUUUUAUGUUCAAAUCAUGCAUUUCGAUAUUUUUCGUUUUUAUAUUCUCGAUUUUUUCAAUAGGUUCAUUUCACUUUUCUGGGAUUCAGGUGAGUGGAGGGGUGAAACAUUGUGUUCUAUUCGAUACUGAAUUUUGAUUGCUAAUUCAAUUCUGUGGGGGAAUUUUUAGCAUUGAAUGAUGGGAGUGAAUUUUUGACCCUUCGCCUCGAGACUCGUUCAUCUUUCAAAGACACUUCCUAAAUUAUUCUAAACCAUCUAAGAACAUUGCUUAAAAACAUGAAAUAUCUUUAAACUUUCUCUAUAGACCAUUCGUUUCCCAGAUAAAUUCAGAAUUGAUGCCAAUUUCCAAUUUAUCUCAUCACAUUCUACCGUUCCACCACUGAAUCAUCUUCCCUUGCGAUCCAAAAAUUAAGAAAAAAAAGAGCGAAGGAGAGCAAAACAACUAUUGAGUGUGCAUUGCCAAUGUAAUGUGACGUAUCGAAAGUGUGAAAGACUGUGGUAUAUAAUUGUCAGUAUGUUAAAUUAAUUAUUGAUUGUUAAUACUCAUUGGAAGGCUAAAUGGAGACCAAUAUCGCCAAUGUUGCUUUCUGAUUGUUGGCCAUAUUCUAAUCAUAAUAGACAAAAUGAAUAAAUGAUUCUGUAACGAAACUGAAUAAAUCGAUAUUAAUUAAU